AUGUCCUCUCAAUUCUUGCAGACCGAGCUCGCAAACCUCAUACAAGAGUCUCGACGGAAGAAUGCCGACCUCCGAACAGCAGCCGAGCAGUCCCUGAAUGAGCUAAAGGCUCUGCCCUCGACAUCUGAAGCCCAGAUCUCCGCAGACCUCGUGCGUAAACCUGCAUUUGUUGAGCCGUUCAUCAUCGCCUGUCAUACGCGGCACGCGAAACUUGCGGGAAUCGGCGUGAUUUGCCUGCAACGACUGAUCGCAUCUCGGGCACUGCCUUCCAGUCGUUUGAAAGAUGUUUUAGCAGGUCUAAAAGAGACAACUGGCUUAAGCCUUGAUAUCCAGUUGAAGAUUCUGCAGUCUUUGCCUUCACUUCUUCAAUUUUAUUCGAAUGAUCUGAGUGGUGAUCUCCUAGCAAAUACAUUGGAGAUAUGUGCAACUUUGCAGGCCAGCAAGACCCUUGCAGUUAGCAGCACUGCGGCUGCGACCCUCCAGCAACUGGUUGUCUCGACUUUCGAAAGGGUAUCAAGUGAAGACAAGCUCCCAAAGGAUGCUAAAUCCUUCACGAGUGUCAAGGUUGAUGGCCAUCCUGUGGAGGUGGCCCAGUUCGCAUAUGACGCUUUGCAGGUCUUGGAUGAUCUCUGUCGUCUCAUUGAUGGAGAGCAGUUGCAGUUUCUACGCACGAGAACUUUAGCCCCAACAUUUGUUUUGGAGCUAAUAGAAAGCAUCAUCCUCAACAGUGGCCGUCUCUUUGUGGGGCAUCCGGAACUAUUGCAAGUCUUGCGGGUUCGUCUGAUGCCACUCACAGUACGAUAUUUCUCUGAAAGACAUUCGUUCUCUCAGACUGUCCGCGUUGCACGUAUUCUACUCGUACUCCUGAAAAGUCAUAUGUCUCUCUUGACUGCGGAGUGUGAGAUGGCACUUGGUUUAUUGACUCAUUUGCUCGAGCCGGAUGGUAAUGCACCAUGGAAACGUGUCUUAUGCAUGGAGGUCUUCCGAGGCCUUUACGCCGAACCUGGAGUUGUUCGACUAAUUUACUCGUUGUAUGAUGGUGACGAAAAGAGGAAGAAUGUCCUUAGGGAUCAUAUGGCUUCUCUUGUCCGACUAGCCUCUGAAAAGCCAUCAUUGAUUGGAGUGAGCAACCAGUCAACAAUACCGCUCCGAGCAGAGCAUACAAGGUCAGCAACGGAAGAUCAGAUUGCUCUCGAGACUGGUGGUGUCGCUGGUGUCAUUGGAUCUACUGGUCCUCCUGCUGAAACUAAGGUGCCUGGUAUCAGCAGCCAGUGGAGUGUGGUGCGGACGCCCUACAUCGAGCUCCUUGAUAAAGCCGACCCGCCGCUGCCCCCGGACACUUAUAUCUACAGCCUCGUUCUCAACUGCAUCAGCAGCUUUGCCGAGGGACUCGCCAAGUUCAUCUUACCACUCACUGUCCCAGACGUGAAAUCAAAGAAGAAGAACAGAAUCAUGAUUCCAGAUCAAGCAGCUGAUUCUGCCCGCUCCUCUCAAGAUCUUCAAUCACCAGACACUUUGCGCGCCCAUACUGUAUCGCCGCUCAGGAAAUCAGCGGUCCCAAUCAAUCCUCUGGAGUUGAAGUCUCAUAUCCAGUAUUCGGCCAUUAAGACAUGCGCUGGUAUCAUUGAAGACUGCUGGCCCGCUGUUCUUGCAGCUUGUUCCACUUUCUUGCAUGCUUCACUGGACGACGAAUUUUACCAUAACCUCGUUCGAGCGUUUCAGAAACUGGCCCAUGUAGCGGGUCUCCUAAGACUUUCUGUGCCUCGAGAUGCAUUUCUCACAACACUCGGGAAGGCUGCAAUUCCGGCGGGCACAAUUGGUGCUAAGACACAAACCCCUACUACGCCGUCUAUAGGUGGUCCCCAGUCCGACAAUACCCCUCAAAGGAAUCGUAAGAGCUCGGAUAUGCCUCGAUCAAGCUCCUUACCGGGGGACUCGACUGGUUCGUCGGCCGCUGAGGCCUCUUCGGUUUCCUUGAGCACAAGGAAUCUCUUGUGUCUGCGCGCUUUGCUAAAUCUCGGAAUUGCACUGGGACCAACAUUGGAUCAGUCAGCCUGGUCCAUUUUGCUCGAAACACUUCAAUACGCUGGGCUGGUGAUUGGCAUAUCUUCCAGUACGAUGCUAAAAUCAGCCAGUGCCUCAGGGGAAGCAAUAGUCAUUUCUGGCAAUGAUAUUCCGACAGCAAAUCUUGGAGCGGAGGUCAUCGCAGUGCAGACAGCUUCUGCAAAGAUGUUUGAAAGCACCAGCGACUAUCCUAGUGCAUCUUUUCGGGAAAUAUUGCUUGCCUUGCUGAACCUUUCCGCCUUCACCGAGCAAGAAUCAGCCCAAGAAAUGCCUGAGACACCGACUUCCCCGCAGUCUGCGCGUAAAUCCGGACGCAUGCAUCAAAAUGCUCGUCGCGUUUCGCAUACUGUGGGUAAAUCGCGAAUGCAGGACGAGGAGCUAAAGUUUGUACUCGAAAAAGGGAAUGAGUUAGGCCGGGCGAACCUCGACAGGCUAUCUUCACUUGACGACGAGAACAUUGCAGCGUGGCAACUCCUUAGUGGAAGCCUCAUCACAACGUCUGCCAACACUGCAAUCAGCCCUAAUCUCCGCCUACAGGCCAGCAGCAUUCUCAAUUCAUUGAUCUAUCUGACAAUGAAACCGAGAGAAGCAGAUGAUGACCAGACUCGAAACAAGGUCCAGACAAGGAACCUACAGACACUUAAGAAUCAAAUCACAACUCUCUAUUCGUCGGAUCAGGUGACCGUCAAAUCACUUCCGAUCACUGUGAUUCAGAUCCAUGAACAGAGUCUGGAGAUCCUCCACGGUAUUCUGGAACAAUAUGCGGAGACCCUCGUGGACGGGUGGAGUGUCAUAUUUGACUUGAUCUCUGGUGUAUUCCGAGACGUUUCCAAAGCAGGAACCAGUACCCAGCUGACUACGCCGACUGAACGCAGGAGGUCUGCUUUACCAGGUGGCCCGCGUCUGGUCCGCGCUGCCUACAAGUCAUUGCAUCUUGUUGCUUCUGAUUUCCUCUCUUUGCUUCCAGCACCCUGUCUCCUGGCCCUGGUGAACUCGUUCUCCAGCUUUGCAUCCCAAACCCAGGAUUUCAACAUCUCCUUGUCGACCACUUCUUUCUUCUGGAAUGUUUCCGAUUUCCUGCGAGGGCAAAUUGAAGAAUUCGCAGUCGAGACCCACGUUGUUACUGCUGUUACUGAGGAGGAACUCGGAAAUCUGGCAUGCGAUCAGGAUGCCUCCGUGUCCAGAAACUCUCUGUGGCUAUUACUGCUUCUCCGUAUCGUUGGAAUCACUACAGACACAAGAUCCGAGAUUCGAAACAGUGCGAUUCACACCCUCCUGAGAAUUUUCGAUGCCUACGGGCAGCAACUUUCUCCAAUGGCGUGGCGACUAUGUUUGAACCGCGUCCUAUUCUCGAUGGUGGAAAAUAUCAGUACUACCCUGUUUGAAGCCAAGAAAGAGGAAAGUGCUAAGGAUGAUUACAAGUCAUGGGUGGAGACAACUGUGUUGAUGAUCAAAGGGGUCUUGAACCUGAUCACGAAUUUCUUUGAAACUAUCGUGAGCGACGAGAAUUUCGAUCAGUCCUGGACAAGACUUCUCAAGUUCCUCCACGGAUUGUUGGGCAUGCGUCUUCUGGAGUUCAGCGAGGCAACAUUUGCCAGCCUUUCGGCUGUCUUAACUCGAGUACAGUCUCCCGAAGGCCUGAGUAAGGAGGCUCGAGAAUGCGCGUGGAACCUUUGGGCCAGCGGUCAUCCUGCAAAUGACGAGACAGCUAUUGACCUCAAUCGACCCAAUCAAGAUGCUGCUCUAGCGUACAUGCAAAGCUUCCAGCAGAUCUAUCGCUUAUAUAACGAUUACCUGAGCCCGGCAAAUAUCGAGAAGGUGCUUCAGCAUCUGCGCCUGCUAGUGUGGAACUCGGUGUCUCCGCCAUACUCUCCGGAUGUCGACCGCCCUUCUGCCCUGCAAGCCAUGGUUAUUGAGUGCAUCAAAACCCUCUGUAAGGAGAAAGAGGAGUCUCAGGCUGCUAUCCUGUUGUGUCUGUCUGAUCUGUCCGAUUCGGCUUUGACGAAAUGGAGACCUGGUCAUGACUCGAGAAAACCAGGCUUUGUUGCCUUUUCAAAAGCCACCAUCGAUCUGAUCAGCUGGUACAUUGCCGAUUUCGGUAUCAAGCAGGAUAUCCUCUCAAAUCACGCUUUGUCCUCGACCCUCGAACGCUUUGGUAAACUGAUCCUACAAAAGUACAUAUGGGAAGGCAAAGAUCGCGAGCCAUUCAUGUGGCAGCAGGCCUCUACCGCAUCAUUGAGUGUCCUUCACGUUGCUGUUCCCUACGUCGAAAAGCAGUACGACAGGGCAAGUGAAGCCGACAUAGCAAGAUUCUGGAGUUGCGUGGUUGACAUCACCCAUGGCAUUGUCUCCGCUCACGGAUUCCAAACCCAGCAGCUACCGAAUGCUCGAAUCGUCGCCGACGAGGCUUUCGACAUUGCCUCAUUUACCCGCCUGAAGACACUCAUUCUUCCCUCCCUCGGCGCCUCUGCCAUCCCGGAUGCUGUCCGCCGAAACUUUGCCCUCGCGCUCUUCCACUCCUCGUUCAUCUACCCACCCCAGCGCUUAGACCUGCCUUCCAACUUGAUUGAGAAAGCCCCGUUACAAGACUUUUAUAGAAUACGCUCAGGCCGCACCUUCGACCCACCGCCUACUUUGCGCCCGAACAUGGCGUACGCUCUGAUAGACACUCUCUUCGAACUUGCGGAAAGUCCGGAGUCUGAUGGCUCCAAACCAUGCUUCCAGACACUACUGGCUUGCUCCAUCUCUCCAUACCUCCUUCUCCGCUGUGCAAUUCCACUCAAGGGCUACAUCGCAGAUCAGCCCCUCCGCGGCCUGAUGCCCCAGCCCACGCCCGCACGCAAAGCGCUGCUUCAUCUUCUCCUGCACAUGGUGCAGCUGCAGAGCGAGCCAUCGGCCAUACCGGACCCGCCCUCUAUGAGCACGGCAUUGUCCACGGAUGACGCUUCAACGGCGCGUCAUCAUCGUAAGCAUCUCGAAUGGAUGUUCCCGCUCAUUGUCAAGGCGGUCCAGGUCGCCGGCAAAGAACGAGAUGACGGACAGAUUCUGCGGGCGCUCGGCAAAGUGCUACGGGAACUCGGCCAGUUCGAUUAG
Molecule: messenger RNA, 5157 nt
Organism: Penicillium daleae
Lineage: Eukaryota; Fungi; Ascomycota; Eurotiomycetes; Eurotiales; Aspergillaceae
Exons: 6
Coding region: 1-5157 (1718 amino acids)
Source: RefSeq, a predicted model, not a curated record